Messenger RNA from Megalops cyprinoides (Indo-Pacific tarpon), 1371 nucleotides. It is a transcript of the gene mrps18b, whose product is annotated as mitochondrial ribosomal protein S18B. Gene Ontology annotation, cellular component: ribosome; mitochondrion. Gene Ontology annotation, molecular function: structural constituent of ribosome. The record is from RefSeq and is a predicted model, not a curated record. NCBI's taxonomy places the organism in Eukaryota, Metazoa, Chordata, Actinopteri, Elopiformes, Megalopidae. The transcript has 7 exons. The coding region runs from base 14 to 760 and encodes 248 amino acids. Gene Ontology annotation, biological process: mitochondrial translation.
CCGUGAAAGCAAAAUGGCGACGUCCUCAGCAGUCGUGUGUGCGAACUUUAUUCGUCGCGUUUCUCCCAUUAUUUUCAGGACUUUUUGGCUUAAAGAGAGAACCACUGUUUCGGGAUGGGGACAAACUGGAUUUCAGCACAUACGGUCACCUUCAAAUCACUCGUUUUGCACUGCGGCGUCGCAGCAGGACAAGGGCGGCGAUGCGGUGGAAACCACCGAAACGCUGUCCCGUUACAAGGACAGGCCGUGGGAUUACCUCGAAAGCGAAGAAUACAUUGAACGCUACGGGUCCAAACCUGUCUGGGCUGACUACAGGCGCAACCACAAGGGAGCAAUUCCUCCUCAGAAGACACGCAAGACUUGCAUUAGGGGAGGCAAGAUCUGUGGAAACCCCUGUCCAAUAUGCAGAGAUCCCAAUAUCUUCAUUCACUAUCAGAAUGUAAAGUUGUUGGAGCAGUUUAUCAGUCCCUACACUUGGAUGGUGUACGACCCUACACGCACAGGUGUGUGCAUGAAGCAGUACAAACUGUUAAUAAAAGCAAUUCAACUUUCCAGGGACCAUGGGCUACUACCCAUCCAGGUGCCCUUUGUGGACUAUUCAGGGCAGGACUACUCCAACUCCCAUGAUGCAGUGGGGCACACCCCACCUCCCCCCUCCUUGACCUCUGGUGACCCCUGGUAUGCAUGGUACCACAGCCUGGAGGCUGAUGAGCGAGAGGUGGCCCGUUUAAAGAAGAUUUACAAGGCUUAUCUUAAGUAGCCAGAAGGAGGGGGAUGUAGUUAAAGCAUACAUGCCUAACCAAUGCCCUUAGCUAUGGCACCCCGCAUAGCUUACUUUUUGUAAACCCGUUACCCAAUGGCAUCUUUUUGCACUAGAGAAAUUCAGGCUAAAUAUUUUUCAUUGAGCUACAGUAGCAGUGUCCCACCUGAGACACAGAAAUGUGUAACUUCCGUUGUACUUUCUACAGUCACCCUGAGAUGAGGUGCUGUGCUUACAAGCCCAGGUCCCUGCAGGCUGGAGCUCCAUCAGAGGCUGCUUUUUCAGGAUAGCCCCCAUCCCAAAAAAACAUGAGAAAGGAGAGCAUGCAGACUGGUUUGUUCUGAGUUAUAUAUGGGUCAAGCUUAAUUUUACCAGGCACAGUACUCUUCCAUUUUCAAAUUAAAUUCUCUGCCAGACAUCGCCACUGAUGUCCACAUUUAGCGUGAGUACUUGUCACUUCUACAUGACAUCACACUGAACAGACCACUCUGCAGGGAAUCUCCAAAAGCUUUUUUUUUUUUUGUACUGCAAGAUAAACCUGAUUAUACCCCCCCACAGCUCCUUCUUUAUGUCUCUGUGUAGAAUGCUGAGGAUGCCAAACUCACAAAGUU